Dracunculus medinensis (Guinea worm) is the source of this 1143-nucleotide messenger RNA. The record is from the annotation of a GenBank genome assembly. NCBI's taxonomy places the organism in Eukaryota, Metazoa, Nematoda, Chromadorea, Rhabditida, Dracunculidae.
AUGAGAAAUCGUUGGCGCCGUAAUAUGAUGCCAUAUCCUGGAAGUGGUUAUGUUCCACAUAUGGGUCCAGUUUUUGCAUGUCGUCCUGCACCAUUCGAUAUUGUUCUUUGUGAAGAAAAUUUUCAAAAAACGAGGGAAAAUGAUGAUUCUGAUCUUACUCAGGCGUUGACAAAGCGACAUCAAGAAUUGACUCCAGGUCAAAUUGAACAAAGUGCCAUUACCACUUUGGUAACAAAAGUUAAAGGUGCGAUAGAAAAAAUGACAACAACGUCUACAACGUCAUCAAUUGUAAUUGAAGAAUCUCGGGAAGUUGGGUCAUUCAAAAAAGGAACAAUGAUAGCAGGGCAUAACGUCGCUGAUAUAGUAAUUGUUCUUCGCUCUCUUCCAACCGUUGAAGCAGUAUCAACAUUAGGGCAAAGGAUCGUAGAAGAUCUGAAAGCAAACGAUAAAGAAGUCUAUGAAUAUAUACCUCGAGAUUUUGGAUGUGAAAUAAAAAGGUCUAAAGCCAUCGUCCGAUUAUUGAUAACCACUGUACCUAUGAAUGCAAAAUUACUCGAUCCAGAUCUUCAUUUGAAAGAAAGUGUUAUGAUUUCACACAUGGCAGCACUUCGUCAUGCACUUUGGUUCGAAGAAAAUGCAAAAAAUUCUACCAUAAAAGUCGUUAUUCGUUUAAUUAAAGAUAUUCGCAACCGUUUCGAACAAUUUGCUGCAUUAAAUGUAUGGAUUAUUGAACUCGUUUCACAUUAUGCAGUAUUGAAUACUCCAUCGGAUCAACCAUUAUCCACCAGUCAAGCUUUUUGCCGCUUUUUCCAGUUGCUGGCUGCUGGACUACUUUUGCCUACAUCACCCGCUCUUCUCGAUCCUUGUGAGCCGGAUCGACGAAUUCAUCAAUGUUUAACAUAUGAAGAGAUGGAUCAGAUAUGUAGCGUUUCUCAAACAUUGCUGCGGAUCAUAUGUCAUGGUGGAUACAAACAUGUACUUGGACUGGAAACAUCAAAAGGAGGUCUUGUAACUGAAACCACUUUUUGGGGUGACGUUGUUGUAACACCUCUUGAGGCAGCCUAUACCGACAAAGUCAUGGAUCCACUCUUUGCUGAAGAAGUUAAUUCUCAAAAGGAAAAAAGUGUUGGGAUGGAUUUGUAA